This is a messenger RNA of Rhipicephalus sanguineus (brown dog tick), 1366 nucleotides long. Its product is annotated as inactive peptidyl-prolyl cis-trans isomerase FKBP6. Gene Ontology annotation, molecular function: peptidyl-prolyl cis-trans isomerase activity; protein binding. The record is from RefSeq and is a predicted model, not a curated record. The coding region runs from base 92 to 1270 and encodes 392 amino acids. The transcript is spliced from 6 exons. NCBI's taxonomy places the organism in Eukaryota, Metazoa, Arthropoda, Arachnida, Ixodida, Ixodidae.
GUUGGCUCGUGCGUGUGCGCGCGGAUGCUCGAGCCAGAACCAGGACACAUCUGCACGCAUUCGGCGUUCGAAUCUUCGACACUCGCGAGCCAUGAUGGACUGCCGUACACAGCCUCCGAGCCAGCGGAGGAUUUUCCACAUAUCGACCACUGGCAUGCAAAACGUCACCGAGGAUGGCGGAGUGAAGAAAAAGAUCACCGUGCACGGAUCCGGCCAUCGUGUACCUCGCCACGCAACGGUCGCUUUCCAUUGCACCACUUACGUCCAGUCAAGUUGCACGGAGCGCGUCGACUCCUCCACGAUGCGCAACACGCCGUUCCGCUGCGACAUCAAGGAUGCGGGUGUUCCAGGACUGCGGAUCGCGCUGCGCAGCAUGCGAGUGGGGGAGGAAUGCCAGGUGCGGGUUACUCCGGAAUACGGAUACGGGGACGUGGGCUGCGGCAAUCGCAUCCCGCCCAGUGCCGUUCUCUAUUUCGAGCUAACCUUACUGGAGUACGUCGAGACCCACGACGACGGCGCCAUGAGCAGCGAGGAGUGCUCCAAACUGCCCUUCAGCAAACUGUUUAAGGUCUGUUGCCUAAAGUACCGUGACGCCAACAGAUUCUUGGCCGCCAAAAACUACGUGGCUGCAGAUCGCGGCUACGCUGAUGCGGCGAAGCUACUGGAGUCUGCGCUGGAGCCACCCGAUGACGAGCAGAGAAACCAGAGGCGUGGGCUCCUCAUCAAGCUGUACCACAAACUGGCGUAUUGCGGAUUGAAAAUUCACGAUCCAAAGAUGGCCGUGGCGAGCUGCCGGUCCGUCCUGCGGCUGGACCCGGCUGACCCGAGGGCGCUCUACCGCUGCGCUGUGGGGCUGCGGGAGCUCGGCGAAUACGAGGAGGCGGCCCGUAUGCAGCGACGCGCCUUCGUCCUGAAGCCGCGCUCCGAGCACGUCAUGAACGAACUCGUGCUCCUCGAGGAUGACGACUUCGUGGAGCUGGCGCGAGACAAGCGCGUGCAACGGUGUCUCGGAAGCGCUCUGGAGGCCCUGGAUUUGAGCGUGACGCGACGGCGCCUGGCGAUCGAACAAGGCGUGGACCCGUACACCAGGCGCGAUAUCGAUAAGUACCUGGGCCUGCUAGCAACUGUGGGAAGCCCGGGCAGGGAGAUGCUUUUCACGAGGAACUUCAGCAAGGACGAUCUCGCAUACGUCCGCAUGACGUGUGAUGACUUGCGGCUGCCGUAUUACCCCAUUCCUGGCGGCCUCAGAGUUCGCCGGCCUUCAGUGUGACGUCACCGGUCGCACGGUUGGAUUGUACCACGAGCAACGGAUCCGCCGGGAUAAAUGGCCGGUAUUGGUGCACUAAAAUAAAACUAGCCCUUCGAA